Molecule: messenger RNA, 4930 nt
Organism: Monodelphis domestica (gray short-tailed opossum)
Lineage: Eukaryota; Metazoa; Chordata; Mammalia; Didelphimorphia; Didelphidae
Gene: SLAIN2
Product: SLAIN family member 2
Biological process (GO): microtubule nucleation; positive regulation of microtubule polymerization; cytoplasmic microtubule organization
Cellular component (GO): microtubule plus-end
Source: RefSeq, a predicted model, not a curated record
GGGCCGGAGCCGGGAUGGAGGACGUUAACUCUAACGUGAACGCGGACCAGGAGGUGCGGAAGCUGCAGGAGCUGGUGAAGAAGCUGGAGAAGCAGAACGAGCAGCUGAGGAGUCGCUCCGGGGCCGCGCAAACAGCCGUCCCCGGCGCGCAGGGAAGCCCCAGCCGUGGCUCCGCCGCCGCCUCCGGGACCGCUUCUUCCCGGGUCUUCUCUUUGGGCCUGACCUCCAAGGCGGCUGGGCCGGGCCUGAGACGGACAAGCAGCGAGGAGCUGCGGGACGGGGCCACCUCCUUGCUGGCGGCCGGCGAGGGCUGUGUGCUGGACGAGGUGGAACCGCUGCGGCCUGACGAGCUGGAGCGCCUCUUGGGCUGGGAAGAGGAGGAGAGCUGGUUGUACUCAUCACCAAAGAAGAAAUUGACUCCAUCACAGAAAGCAAUUAGUCCCUUAGUUUGGUGCAGACAGGUUUUGGAUUACCCAAGUCCUGAUGUUGAAUGUGCUAAAAAAUCUCUGAUCCAUAAACUUGAUCAAACUAUGACAGCCAUCAAAAGGCAGAGUUUGUACAACAAUUCUUUCAACUCUAUGAGUUAUACAAAUUCAUACAGCCCAAAUGCAAGUAGCCCUUAUAGCAGUGGUUUCAAUUCUCCUUCCUCAACACCAGUGAAACCUCCUGGGGUCAAACAGCUUGUACUUCCUGGAAGUUCAGGUAAUUUUAAAAGUUCUACAGAUAAAAAUCCACCUCUCAGUCCUCAGUCUUCUGUAGAUAGUGAGCUAAGUGCUUCAGAAUUGGAUGAAGAUUCUAUUGGAUCGAAUUAUAAGCUAAAUGAUGUAACAGAUGUGCAAAUUCUAGCUCGGAUGCAAGAAGAAAGUCUUCGGCAAGAAUAUGCAGCCACUACAUCUCGGCGCAGUUCUGGUUCAUCUUGUAAUUCUACAAGACGGGGUACAUUUAGUGAUCAGGAACUUGAUGCUCAAAGUUUAGAUGAUGAAGAUGACAACAUGCAUCACGCGGUAUACCCUGCUGUUAACAGGUUUUCUCCAUCACCACGUAACUCACCACGGCCUUCACCCAAACAAUCACCUAGAAAUUCUCCUCGUUCACGAUCUCCUGCUCGGGGGAUGGAAUACAGUAGAGUGUCCCCGCAGCCUAUGAUUAGCCGCUUACAUCAACCUCGUCUGUCUCUUCAAGGCCAUCCUACAGAUUUACAAACAAACAAUGUUAAAAAUGAAGAGAAACUUAGACGUAGUCUUCCAAACCUGUCCCGGACCUCUAAUACACAAGUUGACUCUGUGAAAAGCAGCAGAAGUGAUUCAAAUUUUCAAGUGCCAAAUGGAGGAAUACCUCGAAUUCAGUCUCAAGCAACAGCCACUUCCCAAAGGCUGAAAAAUUUGCCUCGUACUUCCCUCAAAGCCAAACAGUUGCUUCAAACUUCAUCUACAAAAAGAGUACCUUCUCCAAGUAAAUUCCGCUCUCCUGCAGCACCAUCUCCUUUGGCACUCCGACAGCCAGUGAAAGCUUUUAGUAACCAUGGUUCUGGCCCUGUUGGUGGUCAAGAAGCAGCACAACUCACUCAGCCUAAUUCUUCACCUGGGCCCCCUGUCGUUCAGAAUGUGGUCUCACCAACCCCUGCCAGCAGCAUCAAUAGCACUACUCUUACUAGACCUGCAGGGACCACAGGAAUGAGGAGUGGCUUGCCCAGACCUAGUGCCCCUUCUGCUGGGGGAAUACCAGUGCCUCGCAGCAAACUUGCACAGCCUGUUCGCAGAUCACUGCCAGCUCCUAAAACAUAUGGUAGCAUGAAAGAUGAUAGUUGGAAAGAUGGCUGCUAUUGACCAGCAGAAAUGAAUGCAGGGUCCUCGGCUUUAUGGACGUCCCUUCACCAGACUAAAAGACAACUUUAUAUGCAGAUGCUCCAGAUGUUGACUUUGGGAUCUGUAAAGUCCCAGCCCUCUCUGUCUUAAUUAGCACAAACUGACAGAGAUGAUCAAGCAGCACUUUAAUGACAUUUAACAUCAGCUCUGUUUGGUAAUCACACAAUCAUUCUCCAUCGAAUCACUUUUAGUUCUGUUUACUAGAAAACCCAGUUAAUUUUUGAGUAUUUGACAGAGGCCAAUGUCUGGGCAAAAACCCUAAAAGAUGCCAAAGAGUUAAUUAAUGCCCAUUUGCAUCCAAGAGUGUGCACCUCAUUGCACAAGAAAUAUGGUAUAGUCAAGCUAUCCAAAACAUUCAGCCUAUUCUAACUUUAUAAAAAAUACAUUUUUCCCACCAAUAAAUGUGUUUUAAUGAGAAUUAAUGUUCUGAUUAUAAUUGUCUAAAAGUGGUGUUUUCACUAGUAUUCAAAUUACAAAUUGAAAAGCGUUUCAAUCUUUUAAAAAUAGUACCUUUAUUUAAAAGCACUCUAGCAGCUAUUUUUUGGAGCUAUAUUAAAGAAAUGGUUUAACCCUAGUUGACAUGGCAUCAUCUGAUCCUAAGUUUCGGAUGUAGCUAAUCUAGAUCACCACCUUGCACAAGAUGGUAUUCUAGCUUGCAUCCUGCAUGUUGCAUCGACAUAUCAGACUUUUUGUUGCCAAAAGGGCUUCGUAUCAGUUGUACAAUCUUUCCAAACUUCAUAAUUCCUGGCUCAGGAAAGAUGGCCUUUGCUAUUGAAGCCAGCUCAUUAACAUGCUAUUCACCAUUACAGACCUGAGAAGUAAUUUUGGUAGUUGUAUUAGCAGGUUUCCUUGAAAGAAAGAGAGCAAGUCGUACUGUCUAUUCAUUCUUAUCACACCUCAGUGCUUAUGGCCUGGAACAAAACUGUAUACAAUAACAGCAAAGGAAAAAUCUAUGCAUUUACACAAACUCUCUGGACAUGGUAGUUGUACUGUUGAUACCAAAUGACACAUAUAGUUAUGUUUCAUGGUAUGAAAAAUAGCUUGCUGAAUGAAUCCUGUUUAAUGUUGAAAUUUCUUUUGGAGAUGUUGUCCCUUAGAAAAUAUAUUCUGCCUUAUAUCUGUUUUUACAUUAUUGCUAACAUUUCAAAACCUGCUACGUAUGUUUACAAACUUGUAAAUUCUUCCCACCUAAUUGGCUAUCAAAUUUACCCUUGGUUUCACCUACCUGGUUGCCAGACAAAAACUGCUUUACAGGAAACUUUUGGUUUUUAAGCCAUCCCUACCCACCCCACCCCACCAACUCCUCACUUCCCCUCAGUAGUUUUUAAAAACUGGGACUUUGGUAGCCUAAAAAAGAUUUAGAUAACCAAACAUAAGUUUUAUUGUCUAUUAAGCAAAGAAGUAAGCUGGCCAAAGUAAGUGGAAUAAGAGUGAGAGGACCAGUGGGCAACGGAAUCUUUUGUUUUAUGGAUUAAAAAAGGACAAAAUACCCAUUAAAAAUCCCCAUUCUAUAAUACCUGUAACAUCACUGUAGUUUGUUAUCUUAAUGAGCAACAGAAAGAAAUUUGGGGGAAGAAAUUUUAUCCUUUUAAUUCCAGUGAAUACUUAAUAGUGGUAGAGUACCAUGGUAGCAUAGGAACACCACAAGAUGAAGAGCCAUGAAAUAUUAUGUGCCAGAGGCAAAGGAUAAGGCAACUCGAAAGCACCUGAUGAGAGUAGCUCAGAUGAUUCUCCAUACACUUGUAGGCUGAUUUCAUGCGGCUUGUCCUACCUGUAAUCCCUUACUUCUAAUACUAAGAUAAAUGUAACUACCUUUUCCUAGGACAUAGCCACAAAAGAGAUUUCAGUAUUGAAUACACAGAACCAACGGCGGCAGAAGGGCUCCAACUACCAGACAACUUUCCCUCUGAGCACUUUGCUAACAUAGGCCAUACAUCUACAUGGGUGAUGUCACUUAAUAAUUAUAUAAGCAUAUAAGUGAAAGAACUAGCUAUUGCCAUAAAAACAGGCCUGUUUGCAGUGCAACAUUGCAAAAAAAAAAUAUGCUGCAGUCUAAUAGGAAUUUAAAUUGAUUAUGAAAAAAUUAAUCUUUCAGUUUGAAAAUGAGUUUCAAAAGGAAUAUUCAGGUUAACUUUGUUUUUAAGUGGCUGCAUCUGAAAAUAUAUAUUUUUAAAAUUCAACUGCUUCAUCACUUAUUAAAAAUAUUCUGAACUUGGGUUUGGUAAAGCAAUCUUUUACCUGCUGUUCUACUACCACAGACAUUUGGCUUCUGGUUUCCUGAAGAGAAAAAUUGAUUUUUUUUUUUAAUUAGGAAGCCUUUGUGCACUGCCAAUUUUUCUGUUUGGGGAAAUCUAAGGAUUCUCUGUGGUUAGACUUAUGGAAGAAAUGUGGAUUUGAUAAACUAGUGCCUAUGAUUUACUUAACUUAUGUUUGAUAUAUAGUAGGUAAGGGUUUUAUGAAUGUGGAUUAUUUUUUUUGUGCCAACAGCUCUGAAUUGUCACUUAUAUGUAAGCAGAAAGCUUUGAGCUCUGCUUCCAAAGUUAUUUAAUUUUUCCAGUGUUUGAAUGUUAUUUUUUGUAAGUGUGUUAAUAAAAAGUGUAAAAAUUAGAAAAUAUAAAUAUUCUUAACUCUUAAGCAUUUGCUGGAUCAUUUUUCUAUAAAACUUAUUUGUAUAAUAUAAAACACUCUUAAGGGUUGACUUUUUCUUCAGUUAUUAGACCCUGGAAUCACAUUUUGUAAAAAAAAAAAAUGGGGACCAUUCAUAAUUGUCAGAGAAUUUUUAACGUUACUAUCUCAGCCAGUUUCCAUGCUGAUUUUAUCACUUUUAUAACAAAACAUUUUCAAAAAAUCUAAUUGGAUAUGUAUGUGGCCCCUGAAUAUGUGUAUCUGUAGUAUGAUCCUAGACUGUGUAUGUUUAAAUUAACUUUUUAUCGAAUUGACUGUACAGGUGUCCAUUUUUGACAUUAUGCAUGGUCCUUUUAGAUCACAUGAAGUUUGAUUUGCAGACGUUUCUAUAGAUUAACUUGUAUAUGUGGUUGUCUCCUUAAUAAACAGCCUGACCAUAA